CUUUAUGACGGCGACAUCUUUCUUUCUCUCUUGAGAGUUCUUAGUGAAAAAGAGGAGAGAGAAAGCGAUCUUGAUUUCUUUGGACUCAAGCGAUAUCACAAGACUAGGGUUACACAGUUUCCGAUCGAUUGCUGUUCAUUCGUCACUACAUCAUCGGUCUCCGCAUCCUUUCAGCAGUUGUCUGUAUAUAAACUGGGGCAAUGAAGACUGGAACAUCUUCUUUGAAUCCCUAUGCAGCAUCGUACAUACCACUCUCCCAAAGAGGGGCACCUGAUGGAAACAAGGAUUAUAAGUUGACAGCAGAACACUCUAAGAAUGGCAAUGAGACCAUCUGGUUGGGACUUCAUUCUGAGGAUACAACACAAAACCAGCUCCAGAGCAAAGUUUCUCAAAACUAUGAUGCCUAUGGAAUAUUGGACUCUAAACUGACGGCCCAUUCUGCUAGUGCUUCGUAUGGUUCAUUAUCACAUAACCCGAGUGAGAUGAUAGAAAAGCAGAUCCUAGAUGAGGAGUUUGACAUGGGAUUGGCAUAUCUCCAAAUGACAUUUCCUGGCAUAUCUGAUGAGUCUCUUUCUGAUGUCUAUUUGGCAAACAACGGUGAUUUGGAGGCCACAGUUGACAUGUUGAAUCAUCUUGAGAUGUACACUGUGGAUUCUGAUGAAGAUAUCCCAGGCAGCUCAAAAUCUGUUGAUGUCUCAGAACCGGGGUCUUCUAGCAAGGCAGCUGCAUCUUUGAAAUUGAAGAAGUUGGCAGGUGAAGUAGGUGGCUCAUCUGGUUCCUCGGACUCGGCCCUUGUCAGCUGAUUGAUUGACUCUGCAGAAAAUGAUUUCAAUAAACUUUCUUUGCGCUUCUUACUUUUGUGGAUACAAAGCAAGAGUUCUUUGGUUAGUUGGAUUCUAAGGUACAUAUAGUUUUUGUUUGUGGUUGUAUAGUUCUUAGUUUGCUUAAAAACUCUCUUUUGCUUCAUGGAUUCUGGUUGAGGAAGCUCAACAGGCUCUUGAGCUGUUUUAUCUAGCAAAAUGUUACAAUUUUAGGAAACUGAAAAUGAUUUGUGGUUGUUGACAAGAUAGAUUCCGUCUUCUUACGUGAUUGAAUUUGCUACCGUGUAAAGAUGAGAUUGAUGUUCAUCAAGUUGGAUGCUGUACGUCGAUAUAUGAUUGUGCGAAACCUGCGCGUCGCAUUGCCCUAACUCGUUAAAUCUGUUUUUUCUUGGUGGAACUUUGCAA
Molecule: messenger RNA, 1226 nt
Organism: Cornus florida
Lineage: Eukaryota; Viridiplantae; Streptophyta; Magnoliopsida; Cornales; Cornaceae
Product: polyadenylate-binding protein-interacting protein 5-like
Exons: 3
Coding region: 201-803 (200 amino acids)
Molecular function (GO): ubiquitin binding
Source: RefSeq, a predicted model, not a curated record